This is a messenger RNA of Poecilia reticulata (guppy), 651 nucleotides long. Lineage: Eukaryota; Metazoa; Chordata; Actinopteri; Cyprinodontiformes; Poeciliidae. The record is from RefSeq and is a predicted model, not a curated record.
AUGGAUGAAGCAGCUGUUUUUUAUGACGCCCCUCGUUUGGCCAGCAGAGAUCUCCCCCUGACCUUUUCCCCACUGAAGAUCAUUCUGAUGGGGAACAGCUGGUGUUCAAGGAGCCAGGUUGGAAACUUCCUACUGGGAGAAUCCCAGUUCAACACCGAGGUGGAACCAGAAACCUGCCUGAGUUUCAGAGGACAGCUGAUGGGGAAAGGCCUGGUCAUCGUCAACACUCCCAAUCUGCUGCUGCCCAGCAUCUCCCAGUUCCACCUGAUAGAGCACAUCGAACACUGCAUGAGACUUUCUGCUCCUGGACCUCAUCUGUUCCUGCUGGUUCUGCAACCUGAGACCUUCACAGAGGACCACAGAGAGAGGCUCUGCAGGAUCCUGGAGCAUAUCAGUGACCAGUCCUUUGCUCACUCGCUAGUUCUGAAGACACCCAGAGAGACUCCUGGACAAAACCCUGCCAGUCUGGGGGCCCUAGAGUCCAUGGUGAGGAACUGCAGAGGUGAGUUUCUGUGGAGGAGGACCACCAAACUCUCUGACAUCUGGCAGUUUUUGGAAAAAACUCUGACAGAGAACAGAGGACGACGGGUCAGCUCAGAGAAAUUUGAGGAACAGCCAUCGGUGGACCCCCAGGUUCCGCCUUCAGAAUAG